GUGUCCCGCCAGAGCGCCCGCGAGCAGCACAGGUCACCCACCAGUCUGCCACCAGUCCACACCAGUGCCCACAGCCCAUGGAACCCCGGCUGCUCCUCCUGCUCCUUGGCCUGUGCUCAGCUGGCCUCGUUCUAGGCUCUGAACAUGAGACCCGUCUGGUGGCAAAGCUAUUUGAACAAUACAACAGAGUGGUGCGACCAGUGGAAGACCACCGCAAAGCCGUGGAGGUCACCGUGGGCCUGCAGCUGAUACAGCUCAUCAAUGUGGAUGAAGUAAAUCAGAUCGUGACAACCAAUGUUCGACUCAAACAGCAAUGGGUGGAUUACAACCUAAAAUGGAAUCCAGAAGACUAUGGCGGCGUGAAAAAAAUUCACAUUCCCUCCGAAAAGAUCUGGCGCCCAGACUUAGUUCUCUAUAACAAUGCAGAUGGUGACUUUGCCAUUGUCAAGUUCACCAAAGUGCUCCUGGACCACACUGGCCACAUCACGUGGACACCUCCGGCCAUCUUCAAAAGCUACUGCGAGAUCAUCGUCACCCACUUUCCCUUUGAUGAGCAGAACUGCAGCAUGAAGCUGGGCACCUGGACCUACGAUGGCUCUGUGGUGGUCAUCAACCCGGAAAGCGACAAGCCAGACCUGAGCAGCUUCAUGGAGAGCGGGGAGUGGGUGAUCAAGGAGUCCCGGGGCUGGAAGCACUGGGUGUUCUACGCCUGCUGCCCCGCCACCCCCUACCUGGACAUCACCUACCACUUCGUCAUGCAGCGCCUGCCCCUCUACUUCAUCGUCAACGUCAUCAUCCCCUGCCUGCUCUUCUCCUUCCUGACCGGCCUGGUGUUCUACCUGCCCACCGACUCAGGAGAGAAAAUGACCCUGAGCAUCUCUGUCCUGCUCUCCUUAACCGUGUUCCUGCUGGUCAUCGUGGAGCUGAUCCCUUCCACCUCCAGUGCUGUGCCCUUGAUUGGGAAAUACAUGCUCUUCACCAUGGUGUUUGUCAUCGCAUCCAUCAUUAUCACUGUCAUCGUCAUCAACACACACCACCGCUCCCCCAGCACCCACGUCAUGCCGGAGUGGGUGCGGAAGGUUUUUAUCGACACUAUCCCAAAUCUUAUGUUCUUCUCCACAAUGAAAAGACCAUCCAGAGAAAAACAAGACAAAAAGAUUUUUACGGAAGACAUUGAUAUUUCUGACAUUUCUGGGAAGCCAGGGCCUCCACCCAUGGGCUUCCACUCGCCCCUGAUCAAACACCCUGAGGUGAAAAGUGCCAUUGAGGGCGUCAAGUACAUCGCAGAGACCAUGAAGUCAGACCAGGAGUCCAACAACGCGGCUGAGGAAUGGAAGUAUGUUGCCAUGGUGAUGGACCACAUUCUCCUUGGAGUCUUCAUGCUGGUCUGUAUCAUCGGAACCCUGGCUGUGUUUGCAGGUCGGCUCAUUGAAUUAAAUCAGCAAGGGUGAGCCGAGCUCCGCCCAGCAUCGGGCGGAGCAGAGAAAGGUGGGCAAACGGGAAGACUUGUCCCCUUGGAUAUAAGCUCACUUAUCAAACAUUUAACUUUCUGUAUUUAUGGUUAAUGAUAAUAAUUUACAUUUACGUGAGGUUAUGGCUUCAAAGUGUCUCCACAUGGCUUCCCCCUUCAUUCUCUGUCAGUCUGGAGAAUGAACAGUUUUUAGUCAAUGAAACAGGAUCUCUAAAAGAAGUAUCCAUUCCCAGUGGUGUCUGGGAGAGUUUUGCCCAGAAUAGCUGAGGUUUUUCUGUUGGUUUUUCUAUUUUUAUUUUUUAAGCCAGGUUUUUGCCUGCUAGGAAAACCCGAUUUACCAGUCCCAGAAAGACAAAGCAUUUGAUUUGGAGAAAAAGAAGGCAGUAGAAAGGCUGCUAAAAUGCAAAUUGCACCAAACCCCCAAAAUAAAUGUCUAGAAUUGGAAGGUGAGGGAUGUUUGCCAGUCUAAGGCAGCACUUGGGUUUGAUGCUCAGGAUUUGUAUUGGGUGGAAGGGCCAGGCAUGAGGGAAUCAUCUCAUAUACAUGAUUUAUUUCAUCCUCAUGGCUCUCAUACAAAUGAGAAAACUGAAGUUGAGGAGUGUUCUCAUUGCCUAAAUGAGAAGAACUGGGAUUUGAACCCAGACCAAAUCUGGGUUCCAAGCAGCUCCAGACUGGGUCAAUUCUUCUGCUCCUUGCUCUCCUGACCAUCCGUGGCUCGAUCUGGACCCUUCUGUAACUCUGGUCAGUACCUUGAGAUCUUCAGUGUUAGUGUCAACCAUCUUUCUGCCUUCCCAAUGAAACUUCCUGCCUUUUUCCAGUUCUUAUUGCGUGGAGAAUAUUCUUUUUCUCCAUAGUAACCUUCUAGCCACAGUGUAAUUCACCCAGAACUAGAAAAUGUGCAGCCCUGGCCUCGGAUCACCAGAACACACCUGCCCCACAUCAGUACCAGGGGAGAGCAGGAAAACGCCCUGCUGGGCCGCCUGACUGAACCCAGUUGGUCUCAGUCUGCUUCUCCAUGGGGGUCCCUAUCACAUACCCAUGGCAGGACUGAGUACAUUCAUUUUAGAGGAAACAGUUUGGUGGCUCCUCAAAAAACUAACCAUAGAAUUCUCAUGUGAGCCAGCAAUUCCACUCCCUAAAGAACUGAAAGCAGGGACUUGAACAGAUACUUGUCUGCCCAGUGUUCACAGCAGCAUUAUUCACAAGAGCCAAAAGGUGGACACGACCCAGUGUCCCUCCGUGGAUAAGCAAAAUAUGGUAUAUGCGUGCCAUGGACUAUUAUUCUGCCUUAAAGAGCAAUGAAAUUCUGAUACAUGUUAUAAGAUUGGUCAACCAUGAAAACAUACUAAAUGAAAUACACCACACACAAAAGGACAAAUAUUGUAUGAUUCCACUCACAUGAGGCACCUAGAAUAGGAACAUUCACUGAGAUAGAAACUAGCAUAGUGACUACCAGGGUUAGCGGAAAGGGUGAGUUACUACUUAACGGGGGGAGUUUCAGUUUGGGGUGAUGAAAACGUUCUGGAAAUGAGGCCAGGGUUGCAUGGCCUCAUCAGUGUACUUAAUGCCGCUGAACGUAUGCCGAGAGAUGGUUAAAGUGAUGAAUUUUGUGUUAUGAAUAUUUCACCACAAUAAAAAGUGUUGUUAUUUA
Miniopterus natalensis is the source of this 3122-nucleotide messenger RNA. RefSeq names its product cholinergic receptor nicotinic alpha 1 subunit (gene CHRNA1). Gene Ontology annotation, molecular function: acetylcholine-gated monoatomic cation-selective channel activity; transmembrane signaling receptor activity. Lineage: Eukaryota; Metazoa; Chordata; Mammalia; Chiroptera; Miniopteridae. The record is from RefSeq and is a predicted model, not a curated record. Gene Ontology annotation, cellular component: postsynaptic membrane. Gene Ontology annotation, biological process: monoatomic ion transmembrane transport.